Messenger RNA from Suillus subaureus, 1854 nucleotides. RefSeq lists its product as uncharacterized. The record is from RefSeq and is a predicted model, not a curated record. The transcript has 3 exons. NCBI's taxonomy places the organism in Eukaryota, Fungi, Basidiomycota, Agaricomycetes, Boletales, Suillaceae. Bases 282 to 1772 code for a protein of 496 amino acids.
GAGUGAUCUCAGUAUGUACUAUGAACUUGUCAGGCAGAUAUCUGGUUGCUUUCAUCGCGUCAAAGGCCGCACGCAACCAUAGGUGAUCUACAGGGCACCUCUGCGGCACCUUUCUCGGAUGGUCAGCAAAUCAGGAAUCAUUACGUUAAUGCACCUCUUUCACGCUCCUAUUACAUCUACUCCAUUGUCAUCUACGCCUACAAAUGAGCUGCGCCUCUUGUGCGCGUACGAAGACGGAAGCGUACUGCACCUGAGAAUAAACAAACUGUGGAGGGCUGUGGAUGGGCAGUGGACAUCUAAAAUUCAUUGAUGGCAAUGGCUGUUUCUGUAGAUUGCACGUUUGCGUUGACCUUCACCUGGUGGGACGGUAUGAUCUCCUGACUCGGCAAAGGGCAUCGGAAGGAACUGCAUUCAAGACCAAAUAUCUAGGCAACAGCGCUAUUGUCAUACGCGGCGACAGAAGAAUUUGUGCGAUAGGGGGAUGGGGCGGAUCAGAUUCAUUUCCUUGUCCCCACAAACUUCCCCAGACCACCCAACAUCAAGUCGAUACUAACAAGCAUUGCACUGGAUAUGGCAAGAAUCGUAUUGUCUUCCGCGUCUGGCCUCGUGAUCCCAAAGGAAACACCAUCAUAGCAUCUUCACUGCGGGGAAAGGAGGCUGACAAUGGAAUUGAUCUGUGGGGCGCAACACUCUACGACUUCUACUUUGUUCUACGUGCCCCAGAUGUAAAGAACUAUCUCACCAUCUCCACGGGCAGCAGACUUGCAAAAUGGAUGCGCAAGCAUGGUGAGCUCAUAGCAGAGGAUGAACUCUAUUGGGCCGAUAAGGAGGAGGAUCCUAAGGAGGUGCCAGUAGUCGAUAUCGGGGAACUGAUAAGGUGUUAUGAUACACGCGUCGCAUUGGGCAUAUUCAACCAGUUUUCCAGUCGAAAGAAGAUCAGAGAGAAGGAAAAAACAAGCCGGUCUGCUUUCAGCUAUAGCGACCUGGAAAAAGCCACAGAUGAAGAUUCAACCCCUCCAGUCGGUGAUCAAGGGGACAAUAUCGGGAGGGAGCAAGAAGAGGAGGCAGUAUCAGUCGUUGAUGACUAUUCAGAAGAUGCAAUUGCCCGUGCGCAGCUCAAGGCAUCAAUGCUUGAAACUGAAAGUGAAACAUCAUCAGAAGACAGUGCAGACCAGCCGACAGGCAAUCCUGCUGCGCCGUUGCCAAAUAUUGACUCGCCCUUCCAUCCCGACCACUAUCUUUCUCCAUAUCCUUUCAUCCCUUGCACGCACGACGAGAUUCCGAUACUUCAACAACGUAUUCCUUUGCACCUUCUUCCUCAAAAGCUCUAUGUUCAUGACCCUUGGAACAAAUUAACCGUCAAUAAGAAUGAUUCUGACCAUAAUACUCAAUGGCUUUCCAAGGUUACCAAUGAAGGAGACAUCGUCCGGACCUAUUCCCUCUCCUUUGGGCCGGAAGGUAAGAAGGUCGCGUCUAAGGCGCGGAAACAGGCCGAGAUAGCAGAAGACGAAGCAGCCAAGGAAGAGAGCGUGAUGCACAUCCUCCCCACUGACAAGGAAGGACCGACGGAAGAGCCGCGGAUUGAAGUUGUACUCCCUCCACGACCCCGGAAGAGGGCGCAAGUGGAAGAAGCUCAUCUCUACCUUUCACCUCGUGCAGUGGGCGUCGGGCAUAAUUCAAUCGUGCACAGCGUGGAGUGGGAGCUUCCGCGUGACCUUUUUGUGGAGCCUCGCCUAUGCAAAGCUUGUGUGGAGGAGGACAUCCGCCAAUAGGUCCAGAAAUUAAAGGACGAGGGAGAAUGGGAAGAAGUCCUAAAAGACCCGACGGAGAAACCCGAAGAAACAAUGCAGGGUG